Molecule: messenger RNA, 2336 nt
Organism: Xenopus tropicalis (tropical clawed frog)
Lineage: Eukaryota; Metazoa; Chordata; Amphibia; Anura; Pipidae
Product: protein mono-ADP-ribosyltransferase PARP15-like
Exons: 15
Coding region: 165-2072 (635 amino acids)
Biological process (GO): negative regulation of DNA-templated transcription
Cellular component (GO): nucleus
Molecular function (GO): glycosyltransferase activity; NAD+-protein mono-ADP-ribosyltransferase activity; transferase activity
Source: RefSeq, a predicted model, not a curated record
GCAGCCCACCCCUUUAGGAAGUGGCUUCUCUGAGAGCUCCAGGGAACUGGUUCCAAUGGAAAAAUUCUAGCCUAGAGGGGAAGUUAUGCCUCAAAAUAGUCAUCGGUGUGCCCUGUAAGAAGAAAUCCUCGCUGAUUGUGUCAUCAGUGGAGAAAGCCCUAGAGAUGUGUGCAAAGCAUUCCUACGCCCUAGCAGCAAUCCAAGCUGUAGGGACAGCAGAGGUUGGCAUAGACCCACAGACUGCAGCAGUGGCAAUUCUGAUGGGGAUCAGAGACUACUUUGUCCGUUUCCCUGAAAGCCGUGUCUCAGAGAUCCAUUUAAUUGCUUCUACGUUGAACAUGUAUGAAGACUAUCUAAAUGUGUUUAAAUUAAGAAGAAGAACCCUUUCCCAGUUAAACUCCUAUGAAUUGACAAUGUUUGGAAAAUCUGUGAAAUUAAUACUAGGUGACAUUACAGAUGAAACCGCUGACGCCAUUGUGAAUAUAACCAACACAGAAUUAAAUAACAAACAUGGUGUAUCUGGCGCAAUCUUCUUAGCAGCGGGGGAUUCAGUAACAGAAGAAUGCUCACGUAUAGGUCCCAUUCCUAAUGACGAUGGCUUUGUUAUUACUGGCGGUGGCAAUCUAAAGUGUGAAAAAAUCAUCCAUAUAAUUGGUCCCAAAAAGACUGCUCUUAUUAUUACUGCAGUGGAGAAAAUACUGCAAGUGUGCGAGCAACACCAGUUAUCUACGGUUGUGAUUCCGGCAAUUGGAACUGGUAAUGUCCUUGUUGAUGUCUAUAGUUCUAUCAGUGCCAUGCUGGAUGCCAUUGAGAAACAUUUAUCCUAUUCCCCCCAGUCUAGUCUUCAAGAAAUUCGUAUCAUUGCCUUUACUCAGUAUGUUUAUCAAGGCUUUAUCAGUGUUUUUGAAAGGAAAAAUGCAAAAGGGGUCAUCAAUAAAACAAUAAGACACACAAAUGUAAAAUUAAAACUUGGAAAUAUCACCGAUGAAACUGCAGAUGCAAUUGUGAAUAUAAAUGACAGGACAUGGAGAAAGUCCUCUGGUAUAUCUGGAGAAUUAUUGGCUGCUGCAGGUGAAUCUGUUAUAGAAGAAUGUAGCCAUAUCGACUGUAAAGCAACCAUUGCGGUAACAGAAGCUGGGAAUCUAAAAAGCAAAAAGAUCAUCCAUGUACUUGCUUCAAAACUGAUUGCAGAGUCAGUGGAGAAUGUUCUUCAAAAGUGUGAGGCCUUGACACUUAGCAGUGUAGCAUUCCCUGCACUUGGAACAGGUGGACAUGGCCUAGAACCACAGAUAACAAUCACACUGAUUCUGGAUGGCAUAGAAAAGCACCUAGCAAAACAUCCUCAAAGCUUUUUAGAGGAAAUCUGUGUAGUAACUUUCUGUGAGGACGUUUACAUGGACUAUUCAGAAGUUUUGCAGAACAGAUUUAAAGACCCACAGGAAAUAAACGAUGCAAACAUUCAAAUCAGCCCUCCAGAAUAUUGGGCAGAUAUGGUCAUUGAUGAUAAAGUUAAGAAAAUCACCCUGCUGGUUGACUCAGAGGAAUAUAGAAAUAUAGCAAGAAAUUUUAUUCAGACCAGCGAUAAUACUGACAUCCGCAUUGUUAAGAUUGAAAGGAUCCAAAAUUUAACACUAUGGAGAAGUUACUCCAUUAGAAAAAUUCAGGUUGACAAGAAAAAUCCGUAUCGUGUAAAUGAACGUCACCUAUAUCACGGUACCAGUGCCGAUGCCAUUAGGAAAAUCAAUCAUCAUGGCUUUAAUCGAAGUUUUUGUGGAAAAAAUGGCACAAAACAUGGGUUUGGGACAUACUUUGCCAGAGAUGCCUCUUACUCGUGCCAUAGCGUAUAUGCUGCUCCUGAUGAAAAUAAAUACAAGUAUGUCUACCAGGCAUUAGUAAUAACUGGGGAAUACUGUGCUGGACAAGAAUCUUACAUAGAGCCCCCAUACAUUGGUGAGGAUCCCAGCGCUGAUCAGUACGACUCUGUGGUCAAUUCUGUCCAUGACCCAAUUGCUUUUGUGGUCUUCAAUGAUAGCAGUGCAUAUCCUGAAUAUUUAAUCACUUUCACAAGAUAGUGUAGGUGAACCAUAUCCUCCCCCCCCAAAAAUUGUAGCUGAACUGUUCCUCUUAAAGUGAUAUUGACACCUAAAAAUGACUCUUCAAAAUAUGAAUGUACAUUAAAAGUUCCCUAUAGGUCAUGUUGUCCAUUUUUGACUGAUAGAGCUGCUUUUCUAAGUUAUUGUUACUUGAAGCUCCUAAACCGACUGUUCUACUAACCUGACUGUCCCUUCUAAUACUGUCAGUUACAGCUUCUAAUGCUAAUGAACUCCUGCUGCACA